Botrytis fragariae is the source of this 258-nucleotide messenger RNA. RefSeq lists its product as uncharacterized. The record is from RefSeq and is a predicted model, not a curated record. NCBI's taxonomy places the organism in Eukaryota, Fungi, Ascomycota, Leotiomycetes, Helotiales, Sclerotiniaceae. The transcript has 2 exons. Bases 1 to 258 code for a protein of 85 amino acids.
AUGUGGCGCUACAUGAAUAGAGUCCAGCAAUCAUUCAAGUGGUAUGGACCCUCUGCCAUUCCGCUGUUUAUUUUCGGUAGCCGCACUACUUGGUGUAUGCAGGCAAAAGUUCUUGGCUUCUGUUGUUGCUCAAAUAGCCAUGACUGGGCUAUUACUGGAGCUUUCAAAUCAGAAAAAUUGUCUAACAAAGGCCUCUUUUGUCCUGAGCUUGAUAUUUGCCAUCCUAGCUGUGUUUACUGCCAGCUGUCUGCAGCGUAG